Astrephomene gubernaculifera is the source of this 1428-nucleotide messenger RNA. NCBI's taxonomy places the organism in Eukaryota, Viridiplantae, Chlorophyta, Chlorophyceae, Chlamydomonadales, Astrephomenaceae. The record is from the annotation of a GenBank genome assembly.
AUAUAAGUCGGUUUACAUCUACUAUACAUUUUGCCGUGUAUCUGUGCUGGUCAACACUCGACUGUGUAGAUAGCAUCAAGAAGUAAUGGCCUCCAUCAUGCGCACCGGCGCAUCUCUUCUACUAGCACUUUUAGCUGGAUGUGUUGCCUUUGCUGCGGCCCAAGAGACCCCACAGACUCAUCCGCUGACGAACUUGCCGCCAGCUGGGGAGAUCUCGACAGGCUUCUUUUUUCCAGACUUCCCCACGCGUCAGUUUAUCGCUGGGCAGCCGGUCAAGGUAGUGCUUGGCGUUCGCAAUGAAGCGUCGGAGGCAUACAACGUUAGCGCGAUCAUGGGCAGCCUGAACAACGCUGCGGACUUUAGCGCGUACUACUGGAACUUCACCCAGCAGAUUUACUUUCAGGCCGUUGCUCCCAGCGAGGAGCUGUCUGUGGAGUACAGCUUCCUGCCCCCUAAGGACCUGCCCCCCAACGACUACCAGGUCGCAUUGACCGUCUUUUACCAGGACGCUCAGGGCUUUAAGAGCACGACCUUCUUCAACCAAACCGUGAGCAUCAAUGAGAAGCCGCAGCUGAUUGACUGGAAGCUCAUCUUCCUGUACGUCAUUUUCAUUGGCCUCGUGUUCGCUGGCGUGUACUCUGUGUGGAACAACGUCAAGGAGUCGCAGCUGUACAAGACCACGGUGGGCAAGAAGGCGCGGAAAGUGGAGGUCAGCCGGGCUGACAACGCCGAUGAGUGGGUGAAGGGCACCCCCUAUGACAACUGGCGGAAGGCGUCGGGCAAGGGCAAGGGUGCGUCCAAGAAGGCGCAAUGAGCGUGAUGAGCCCGCAAGUGCAGCAGCAGAAGCACGGCUGCGGAGUCCUUUUGGGUGACUCGGGCGGCUAUGGAUUCGGGCAUAGUAUUUGAGAGUCCCAGUGUAUUUCAGGGGCUUGGUGUGCCUCGUAGGCACCGCUUGGUUUCACCGUUGUGCCGUUAGUUCCCGUUAGACAGGAAGGGGCACCACCGACGACGGGAGGACAUGGGGCUGUGGUCUUAGGGUCAGGGGACUGGUGUUAGGGGCCCCGGACAUGCUAGGUAUAUGCACAGGCGAACAGUAUCCCUCUUCGUAAAGGCUGUGACCAGUAGUAUGGAUGCGCUCGCCGUAACACUCGCGCUGCCCUACAAGAGUGCGUCCUUGGUGUCUGGGUCCGCACUCAGGGCAACCCGACAGAAACGGUCUGGACUGACCUAGUAAGAGACGCUUUUUAACUUGACUACGGACACCCCUUGAAUCUACUUAUCCCGCUUUUGACGUGGGUUUAGGACCAGUAGCAAGUGGAUUAAUGUGACUCUGUUGGUCGGGUUUUCCACGUGCUAGGUGGAAAUACGGGUCGGGUUAACACGGCUUGUGCUAGGCCUCCGAUGUAAGAUGUAAGAAACACGCGCAUG